GGGAUUUUCGCGCUGGACUAUAAACAAAGAAAAUGUCGGUGUGUAGUUCGUAGCUGGUUUGUUCUCGACGCUGCAGACGGAAGGUGAAAGCUCGUGUUGGUGAUAUUGAAGAUCAUUCGAGCGGCUGGAGGCUGAACUCUGAGCAUCAGUGACACCAUGGUGCUGAAGAUUUUCUUCCCACAGUGCUGUAACCGGGCCGACAGCGGGCUGCUGGUGGGCCGCUGGAUCGCCAAUAAUGACUCGGCCGUGGUGCUGGCGGUCAUCCACUACCCGUUCAUUUCUGGACAGGUCAAACAGUACAUCCAGAAGAUGCAAGCUCAGAGUGGUGUGGAGCUGUCGGUGUUGGGUUCAUGGAGUUUACCCAAAGAGGGUCAGGAGGGAAUGGAGAGCUUCCUCGUAGACCUCAGCACCAUCUUCCCUCAUGAGCGCUGGCUCCAGAUUAGUCGCCAGGUGGGCAAGACGGGCUUCAUCUGUAACAUCCUCCUUCGGGAUCAAAAUGGAGGUGCAGCUCAGCAGAAGGUAAUGAAGAAGAGGGACGAAGAGGAUGAGAAGACUGAUGGUAAGGAUGGGGAAGAGGAGAAGGUGAUCUUCGUCCACUACGAGCAGAGGAAGGUGAUGCUGUCGGAGCUUCACCCCGUCCAGAAUGGAGUUCCUGACCCCAAAACUGAUCCUCCAUCUGAGCUUAGACAGAUGUUUCACACGGUGGCUCACAGUCAGCCUCUGUUCUUCAUAGACCGAUACGACGACGGGCCGCUCAAGACGACUCACUGGCAGUCUGAAGGUCGAGAGGGCAGCAUCAUUGUAGAGCUGCUCAAACAAGCUUCUGUCCCGCUCUGCAUGCUCAUCACUUGGCUGUUGUCCAUGUGGACGUGGAUCUGCAACAUCCGCAUCUUCAGCUGGUACCCGCUCCGCCUCCUGGGCAGUAAACUCUCCACGUGUGUCCAGCUCAACUAUAGAACCGAACACAUGAGGACUAUCAGCUCAACCAAACCAGCUGCAGGACACUCAGACUUCAUGAGAAAAGCCAACAUCGUGGUGUCAAUCUUGGUGGACGUGGCUCUCGGCCUGCUGCUCAUCUCUUGGCUCUACAGAGACAACCACAUCACCAUGUUAGCAAACACGCUGGUGCCCGCGGCAGAUCAUGUGGCCAAAGAGCUGGAUGAGCUGCUGCAGUGGCUGAUGGGAGCUCCUGCUGGGCUGAAGAUGAAUCGGGCCCUGGAUCAGGUUCUGGGACGCUUCUUCCUAUACCACAUUCACCUGUGGAUCAGCUACAUCCACCUGAUGUCUCCGUUCGUUGAGGGGAUCCUCUGGUACGGGGGCCUGUCCGCCUGUCUGGGCCUGACCUUUGCCCUCUCGCUGCUCUCAGAUAUGGUGGCCCUCCUCACCUUGCAUAUCUACUGCUUCUAUGUCUACGGAGCCAGAUUGUACUGUCUGAAGAUCUACGGCCUCUCGUCUCUCUGGAGGCUCUUCAGAGGGAAGAAGUGGAACGUCCUGCGUCAGAGAGUGGACUCCUGCUCCUAUGACCUGGACCAGCUCUUCAUUGGAACGCUACUCUUCACCAUCCUGCUCUUCCUGCUUCCCACGACAGCGCUCUACUACCUAGUCUUCACUCUGUUGCGGUUGCUGGUGGUGCUUCUCCAGGGUGUCCUCCACCUCAGUGUGGAUUUCCUCAACUCCUUCCCGCUGUUCGCUAUGGCCCUCCGCAUCUGUCGGUCCUACAGACUGGCAGAAGGUGUAAAGUUCCGGGUCCUGUGUGAAGAACCUGGUACGGCCCUUCACCUAAUGAUGGAGAUUAACCCUCUGAAGUGCAGCACAGUGGUUCAGACCUACCGCACUCCCACUUACAGUUGUUACCCAAAAGACUCAUGGGCAGCGCUGGUCAAGAAACUCUUUGUCGGGGAGCUGAUUUACCCCUGGAGACACAAAACCACCAAGACUGACUGAGAGACACUCACCAGAUGCGUGUGUGUGUGAGAGAGAGGGAGAGGGAGAGGUGAGGGGAGGAUGGAAAGGGAAGAGACUGAAUAAAUAGUGAGAUAGAAACAGACAGAUGGAGUUAAAGGUGAAACUAGAACAAAGACCUGUCAGUGUCAUGGAAGGACGUCAGUGAGAAAGAUUUAACUGCCAAGUAUUCAAACGUUUAAUUCUCUGAAAUCGUGUUUCACAGCAUAAGGAUGUCAACCACAAGAUUUAAACUGGAAGUAAACGUUUCCUUCCGUAAUUAUAAAAUUAUUUCCAGUAAACAAAUCCUUUUUUUAGUGAUUUUUAAUUGUAGUAAAAACAUUCCCUUUAAGUGACUAAAUAUAUUUAUUAGAAAUCAGUCUCAAUCUUUAAAUAAGCAACUGAAAGCUGACUGUAAAUGGUACUUUUCCAAGGAUACCUUGAUUUCUUCAGCUCACGACUAUAAAACAGAACACCAGCAGAAGAAAACAGGACUUUAAUAUUUUGGAAUAUGAAGAAAAAAAACGGAUGAUAUAUAAUAACAACUUUAAUUCAAAAUCUGCAGAUACGAUACAAAGGUGUAUUACCACUCUUAAAUGAUUUGAAAAGAGUUUGUGUUUUUCACUUUGAUUUUGUGGAAAGCUCUUUGUAUGACAAGCAAAUAUACAGCAUUUAGUUCACGCUAUAGACAUCUGAGCUCUUAAAUAUUAAGGGAUACCUAUGAUGAUUUUCAGUAUUUUCUUGUAUUGCCCAGUGCUAAGUGCGUAAUAUAGACUUUUUUUUCUUAAUGUAAAAGUUUGGCAGAGUUAAACAGCCCAAAGUCUGUGGUAAAGGGGGAUCCCCUCCCCCACAGAAAACACUGAACCUCCUGAAAGACCUUACUACAGCAUCAUUCUGAUGUCUGGCAUGCCCACUUACAAAGCCAGAUCAGAAUAUGACAUUGCCUCUCGCACUGGAAGUGGUUGACCAAUCACAACAUAGUGGGCCAUGGGCAUUGAGAUCACAAAGUGGCAGAAGUGAACAGCCUGGGUCAACUUACACACCAGAAUCCUACUUCAGGGAUUUGUGUAUUAACUGCACUGAGUGUGUAGAUAUAUUUAAACAGUUUAACUGGACUAACUGAUUUUUAUUAUUAUUUUAAAUACAUUUUUUUAUUCUUAAGAGUUGUAGUUCAAAAAACAUUAUUUAUGUUUUAGGUUUAUUUGUUGCCUUAUCUCUAUAUUUUACUGUGAGCAAUGAAUGUGGCUCUUGAGAGUCAGUUAGAGAUAGAAAUGAACAUUAUGCGUUAUGAUAUAAGGCAAAUUAACUGGUUUAAACUUUUGACUGUUUUUAAUUUAUUUGUGACUAUUCCUUUAUCUUAAUUAAAUUAAUUUAGUUAUUUUUCUCAUUAAAUCCACCAAUGAUCUAAAUCCAAUGUUUAAAUACUAUAUUGUCAUUUAAUAAAAUCAUUUAAUAUUA
Molecule: messenger RNA, 3399 nt
Organism: Pleuronectes platessa (European plaice)
Lineage: Eukaryota; Metazoa; Chordata; Actinopteri; Pleuronectiformes; Pleuronectidae
Gene: pigq
Product: phosphatidylinositol glycan anchor biosynthesis, class Q
Exons: 14
Coding region: 157-1944 (595 amino acids)
Biological process (GO): GPI anchor biosynthetic process
Cellular component (GO): endoplasmic reticulum; membrane
Source: RefSeq, a predicted model, not a curated record